UGCCUGAUGGGAAUUUGAUUCAGUCAGAACAAAGGGAGUCGUCUUCAAUAUUUCUUUAUUGAUCCAUCGUCUAACCAGAAGAAAUGGAUUUGAGGCCUAAAGAAUCUUCUGCUGUUUUCUUUUUCCUGGUUAUUUUCACACUCAGCAAGUUCAGUGAAGUGCAAAGCAUUUGCUCAGCAGAAGUCAUAAGUUUUAUUAAGGAAAACAAUGCUAUUGGUGACAUAGUUACAGAAAUCAAGGCUGAUGAUGGGGUGACGGCCACAAUCACCAGUCAAACUCCAGCGGAUCUCUUCAGCCUUGACGCAUCACUUGACGGAUCAUACAAUCUCAUUGCUGAAACUGUGAUGGACUUUGAGACGUUUGACAAGAACACACCAUAUGAGGUGAAUGUUGAGUGUACAAAAGAUGGUUCUCCUACUACCGCAUUGGUUCUGAGAAUAGCCGUUCAGGAUGUAAAUGAUAAUCCACCAGAGUUUGCAUACAGCCAGUACUCACUAAACGUUGAUGAGUUAACAGAAGUGGGAACCAGUGUUGGUCUAAUCACAGCAAUCGAUCCUGAUGAAAGUGAUAGACUUUACUACCGUCUGGAUCCUGAGGAAUAUUUCUACCUCCAGACUGAUUUCAGUCCCAACAUUAUGGUGAAAAGUCCUCUGGAUUAUGACAAAGUUCAAAAAAUCUCAAUGAUGCUUUAUGCACAGGACACGGCAACUGGAUCUACAGGAAUAGUCUCACACACUACCUCAACCACCAUUGAAGUCAACAUCAAAGACAUUGACAAUCGUCCACCGUGGUUCCAGCCCUGUAAUAGUGACCCCAACUUUGCACAAGUGUGCAUCAUGCCUGGUUAUGAAGGGACGGUCCAAUUAAAUGAGCAAGAGACAGUUCCUUUGGAAUUGACGCCAGAUCGAGUGUAUGCCAUUGAUGGAGACAAAGGCAGGAACGAGGAUAUUUGUUACGCAUUUCUUGGAGGAAAUGAAGAUAAAACUUUUGAAAUCAACAUUGACACUGGAAACAUCACAAUGUUGAAACCAGUAGAUGUGGCAGGUCCAAUUGUUCUUACUGUCAUGGCAUAUCAGAAGGAGAACGUUGAUCAGUUUGCCACCACCACAGUCAUCCUGAAGGUGGUGAUAUCCAGCAAUCACCCUCCGACAUUUGUGAAGCCAAGUUACGAAGGUUUUAUCUCAGAGGAUGCAGGUGUGGACAGCCUGGUGCUGGAGAGCAAAACGUCCAACAGACCUCUCCGGGUUCAGGCUACCGAUGAAGACUUUUCUAAUGGGUAUAAUCCUGCCAUCAAAUUUGAGGUUGUAGAUGGUACUGAAUUCUCAAUUACUCCAGAGGGUUUCAUACUCAUGGCGAGGACAGUUUCACCUGGCACUGUGAAUUUACGAAUGAAGGUGGUUGACACAAGCAAUGGUGAAUCGAGCACCGUCUCUCUUACGGUUGAGGUCACGCCAGGGGUUCCCACUACCACACCGGUCACUACUAUCAUGACUUCACCCAUCGUAACAACAGAUCAGACCUCUAACACACAGCUAACAGACAUCACCACCACCUCUAACCCAGUCACAACUAUGCUCCCCAGCACAGGAGGACUACAGUUAAAAACAGGGGAGUUCAGUACGGAGGAAAUGGCGGCUGUAGGAGCCUCUUUGGCUGUGGUUAUCGUUCUCUGCUUGGUUUGCAUUGGACUGAUGGUGCACCGCAUCAAGGGCCAUAACACAGCCUGGAAGAAGAUCUCCGAGGCUAGCAUUUUCCGUAGCACACUUGGUGGGGGCUCGGGUGGUCCUAAGGAGGGAAUGCAGUACAGCAACGAGGGCUUCCAGCAUGAUGGGGAUUCUGGAAGUGUGAACUCUAAUUUAGCUGCAGACCUGGAGAAUAAACUGGAGUCUGGGCUGAAGCCACAGCAGAGACGCGGGCUACCGCAGGAGAAUAUGACCCCCAGCGCCGCCUCCGUUCUCAAGACCACCAGCAGCUCUCAGCCAGACUCCAGCAGCCUGGCUGAAACCAUCGACGGAGAGAAGGAAGUAAAACCAAUCCUGACCAAAGAGCGGCGCACUGAGGAGGGCUACAAAGCGGUCUGGUUUAAGCAAGACAUCGACCCCAACACCAAAGAGGACGUGGUCAUCAUUCCCGACACUGGUGACGCGGAUGGAGACCAUGAGGAAGAUGACGACAGCGAGGAUGAGGGCAACCUAAGGACUGACUUGGAUUCAGAAGACGAGGAAGAUGAGGAAGGACUGACGUCCAUUUGACACUCAUGUUUAUCCUUUUUCAUAUUCCUUUCUGAUAAUAAGUCUGUAAAUAUUCUUCACAAAAUGAAUAUAAUUUUCAGUUUCUAGCAAAACUAAGUCAACAUGAAAUCAUAACUGAGCCUAUUUGCUUUUUAUUUAUAUAUACACUGUAAACCUGAAUAAGUUGGCAAAACUUAAGGCAUUCUGUUUAAGUAAGCAGAACUGGCAGAUUUCAAUUUUGUACUCAUACAUUUAAUUGCUAAUUUUAGUAAAUUAAUUCAUACAUUUAACUUAAAAUUAUCAUGUAAUGUCAACGUAAUUUUUAGAAGUGGAGAUUUAGCUAGCUAUAACUGCUAAGUGGUUACACAAUGCUUUGAUAACAUUAGCAUAACAUAACAAUUGCUGAAAGAGUACAGCAAUGAAGAACAUUUAUCUGUUCUCAAACUAAGCUCAUGCUCCAUUCGUCACCAUGAUGGAAACCGCCCAAAAAAACACAUAACAGAAACUCUUCUAAAUUAGAAAUCCCAGCACAGUUUCAGGGAAAUUUAAGUUUGUCUAAAUUAAAAGAAGCAAGUUCAUAAAACUAAAAGAAAAUUGAACAAUUCAGAUUACUUAAAAUGUGUCAGUUUCGUGAACUCAAAAAAAAAAAAGGUCUAAAUACUCAAAAGUUAUAUUUAUUGAACUAAUUUGUUUAAUUUGAGUUUGCCCAACUCAAACCAAUUAAUUAUUUUGAGCAUUGGGGUUUACAGUGUAUAUAUAUAUUUUUUAUACUCAUAUAUACAUCUCUUUCAUCUAUCAUAUAUCAUAUAUAUACAUACACAUUAUAUUUACAAACUUUUCUGUUAGAUGCGAUUAAUCGUGAUUAAUAACUUUUGUGACUGAUUCAUCCGUGCACAUUAUUCUAAAGAAAAAAGUCUUUCAUAAAUCUAAUAACUUCAAUCAAUAUCUCUCAGAAAUACAUCGGAUUGUGGAAGUAAAUUGGUUGUGAACUGUUUCAUGUUGACUAGUGCAGUGUACAAAAAAUACGGUUACACUUUAUUUCGAUGGUCCACUUUAGACAUUCUACUAACUAUUAGUAUCUUUGCAACUACAUGUCAACUAACUCUCAUUAAAGUAUUAGUAGACUGUUAGGGUUUGGGUUAGUAAAAUAAGUUGACAUGCACUUGCAAAGUAACUUAUGGGAGCAUCAAAAUAAAGUGUCAACAGAUAUUAAGCAGACAGUCUGCACUCGAAAAAUGCUGGGUGGUUUCAACCCAUGUUUGGGUCAAAUGUGGACAAAAAUUUAAACCAAUGGCUGGGUUUGUCCAUAUUUGACCCCAAACAUGAGUUGAAACAACCCAGCAUUUUGUAGAGUCUACUAAUACUCUAACGACUAGUUGACAUGUAGUUGUCUAUAUUUAGUAUGUAGUAUGACUUAUAUUUAGUAAAAAUAAAGUGUUACCAAAAAUAUUUUUAUUAAUAGUAAAUAAAAAUAAUGUUUUUUUCUUUCACUGUAAAUUGUUUGAUGUCAGUUCUUUGUAGAAUUUAAUACACUGCAAAACAUGAAAAAAAAAAGAUUAAAUUCUCCAAUAAUUACUUUUAGCUAGAGUCAUUUUUUACACCACAAGCAUUUUUUUUUUCCAAAUCAACCUCAUGGUUUACUUAUAGUUGACUGCACAGGCGAAAGCAUUUUACAGUGAGUUCACUUAUCACUGGAAAUCAGAUAUGUGGCCUGUAUGGCGAGACAGUUGCUAUAACAACCUUGUGACGUAAACUGUUUAUAUGUGUGUUUGUGACAUUGCAGUGGACUGCUGCC
Molecule: messenger RNA, 4026 nt
Organism: Megalobrama amblycephala (Wuchang bream)
Lineage: Eukaryota; Metazoa; Chordata; Actinopteri; Cypriniformes; Xenocyprididae
Gene: cdhr5b
Product: cadherin-related family member 5b
Exons: 15
Coding region: 84-2252 (722 amino acids)
Biological process (GO): calcium-dependent cell-cell adhesion; multicellular organism development; cell morphogenesis
Cellular component (GO): adherens junction; plasma membrane; catenin complex
Molecular function (GO): calcium ion binding; cadherin binding
Source: RefSeq, a predicted model, not a curated record